Columba livia (rock pigeon) is the source of this 8263-nucleotide messenger RNA. RefSeq names its product kelch repeat and BTB domain containing 11 (gene KBTBD11). Bases 869 to 2635 code for a protein of 588 amino acids. The record is from RefSeq and is a predicted model, not a curated record. Gene Ontology annotation, molecular function: protein binding. Lineage: Eukaryota; Metazoa; Chordata; Aves; Columbiformes; Columbidae. The transcript is spliced from 2 exons.
CCCCCCCGCACAGCGGCCGCCCGGCCCCCUCCGCCAGCCCGGCCCCCGCGCUUCAGCCAUUUGCGUCGCCUGGCAUCGCCUCACCGCUCCCCCCACCCCCCGCUUCUCUUUCCCGGCCUCCCCACGCUGGCUCCCGCUCCUGUGGGCAGGGCGGCGGGGCCGCUGUGCCGCCGGCAGCGAGGCGGGGCGGAGGGAGCUUCCCUAGAGCGGCGCGGGCCUCGCCGGCUGCCGCCGAAAGGGGGAACGCACAUGUGGAGCAGUGAUAUGAAGGAACCUUCACAAAGGUCAUGUAAAGGGAAACUUGGCUAGUGGGGAACCUCCUUCCAGAAUAGAUGGCGACCGCUGCCUUCCACUGAAGUAGCUGCACAAGGUGAAUAGAACUAUUACAGCACUGCCCAGUGUCUGGCCUUCAAGGACGUUUUUCGUCAUUGCCCAGCACAGUGUAGGGACCACAUGUCAUGGAAAGGACGCUGUGCAUGCAAACUGCUUAAAAUUUUUGCAUCGCAACAGGAAAACCAGAAUUGAUUUUUAGGGUACUGAGGUGCUCCUCGGGGCGAUCCUCCCCCCACCAGCAAGCGGUCAGUUUUUCGGGCAGUCAGCCCCGGGCAGCGGGAGGCGGCAGAGCCGCAGGAUGGGUCGUGCGGGGAAAGGAGAAGCGCGGGUUUAGCCCCGGAACCAGAGGCGGCCCCGCCUUGGGGAGCGGCGGCUCCGAGCAGCAGAAGCGGGAGGGAAGCCGGCAAGGGGGAGCAGGCCCGGCCGCGGGAAGCUGAGAGCUCUCCGGUCUCCUCCGCAGGUGAUGGCCUUUCCGCUGCGGCCCAGAGCCCUCCGCACGGGCGCGGCAGCCCGCCGACGCAGCUAGCGCGGCUCCAUGGAGGGCAGCGGCGCGGCCGAGGAGGAGGAGAGCGGGGCCGGGCCCGGCGCCCCCCCGCCGCCGCCACCGCCCACCCCGGCCGCCCCCUGCGGCUUCAGCUCCUCCCUCUGCUUCAGCGCCAGCGCUGCCGAGCCGCAGCCGCCCGCCGCCGGCGGCCGGGUGGUGCAGAGCCAGUGGGAGAUCAACAACGCCGCCUGCCAGCCGGAGGAGGACGAGGAGGCGGUGGGGACGCGGGAGCGGCCGGCGGAGGAGCCCGACCUGGUGAUCGAGGUGUCGGGGCGUCGCAUCCGGGCGCACAAGUCUGUGCUGGCGGCCAAGAGUGACUACUUUCGUGCCCGCGCCUCACGGGACGUCCUGCAGGUGAAGGGGGUGAGUUACGGGGCGCUGCGGCUCCUCAUCGACUACGUGUACACAGCCCGCAUGGGCGAAGUGCGGCACGACAACCUGGCCGAGGUGGUGAGUGGCGCCCGUGUCCUCCAGAUGCCGUGCGCCCUGCACUGUGCCGCUGAGGCCAUGCGUGCCCAGCUCUGCCUCGAUAACUGCUACCAGCUUCUCUGCCUGGCCAAGAAGCAGCGGCUGGCGGAGCUGCGGGAGGCCGCCUACCGCUUCAUGAGUGACCACUACCUGGAAGUGCUGCGGGAGCCCGGCGUCUAUGGCCGCCUCAGUGGCACUGAGCGGGACCUCAUCCUGCAGCGGCGCAUGGAGGCUGGCCGGCCCUGCUUGCUGGUGGCUGAGGUCAGUGAUGCCUUUGAGCGUCUGGGUGGCGGCAGCCGGCCGCAGAGCCGCGAGAGCAGCCGGCCGCAGAGUCCCUCCUCUGUGGUGUCACUGGAGGAGAGUGGCGCCCUCAUCCACUGCUACCAGGAGGCCAGCGGUGAGUGGAGGGUGUUGACGCGCCUGCCCGAGGAGGCCAACGCCAAGGGCUGCGCCAUGUGUGUCCUCCACAACUACCUCUUCCUAGCAGGGGGCAUCGUAGCGGGUCCAGCAGGCAGUGAGCCCCGGGCCCGCCUUUCCGACAAGGUCUUCUGCUACAACCCCCUCACCGACACCUGGAGCCAGGUGCGGCCGCUGACUCAGCCUCGCUCGCAGCUCAAGCUCCUGGCCCUGGAUGGUUACCUCUACGCCGUGGGGGGUGAGUGCCUGUUCACUGUGGAGAGGUACGACCCACGGGUUGACCGCUGGAGUCCUGUGGCACCCCUGCCAAAGGGUGCCUUUGCUGUGGCUCACGAGGCCACCACCUGCAACGGGGAGAUCUAUGUGUCGGGAGGCUCCCUCUUCUAUCGCCUGCUCAAGUAUGACCCCAAGCGUGAUGAGUGGCAGGAGUGCCCUUACAAUAGCAGCCGCCGACGCUCUGCUGACAUGGUGGCCUUCAAGAGCUUCAUCUACCGCUUUGACGUGAGCAGUGGCCGUGGUGGGGAGCAGGGCCCAGGCGGUGGGACUGGUGGUGGUGUCGAAGUUUUCCGGUACAACACGGUGGCCAAGCGCUGGAGCCAGUGUGCCAGCCUGCGGCCCAGUGGUGGCCCCAUCCAGCCCUUCCGCUGCGCCCCCUUGGGCAACACCAUCUACUGCGUCAACCGGACCGGCACCCUCCGCUUCAGCCUAGCCCAGGAUGGUGAGGUGGAAGCAGAUGGUGGACUCAAGGGCACCUUUGACAGGGAACUUCUUAAAGCUCCCUUGGAUGUCAGGGGUCUCCUCCUACCCUUCGUGCUCACCCUGCCUGAGAGACUGGACAAAGCUGGGGAUCAGGAAGGCUCCUUCCCGCUGUGAGGUGACCAGCCUGGCUCUGGCUUCCUGAGUGUGGAGCUGGGUUGCAGCUGUGGGAUACCCACAAACUCCCCUCACUACAGAGAUGACCCUCUCUGGCGUGUCUGCAGAGAGAAGGGGCUCCUCCUUUCCUCCUCUCUGCUCCCAAGAUGUUGAGCUGGAGCCACUAGGUUGUAACUCUGUUGUAACUCUUCUCGUGUUUGCUGUACUUUAUGUGAAAAGCUGAGCACAUGAAAGGAAAAGCUGCUAUAAAGGAGAAUCUCUGGAUUACAUUUGUGCCAAUUCCCAAUCUGAGAAAAACUUUUUUACACCUGGAUUUUUAAAAAAAUCCUGACAACAGUGUCAUGAUGGGAUAUUACUGUGAGUGUUGCUUGUGUGUUUACACAUAGUUGCAAUCUGGGAUGGAGAUUUUCUGCCAUUUGUUUUCAUUCUUUCUGAGAUGAUACCGAGGGGUAAACACUGCUGACAACGUAGUUUAGCUGCAUUUGUUUUUAUGUUAAACCAACUAUUUACUGUGUGAGGAAACUAUAGGAAGAUUAUCUCCAUCACAGCCUUUCUGGCACAAUAGAUGUUUUAAGGAAGACAUGGCACUGUGUGGUCUCAGGAAUGUGAACCACAAUGAAUAAUGUAACAUAUACCAGACUCUUAAAAUUUUAGGCAACACAAAUGUGUGCCACAUGUUCAUAUUUGGAAUACAAAAAAAAAAAGGCAAGUUACCUUUUUAAAAUGCGGCAUAUUAUAGCAGAAAUGAAAUGUUGAUAUGUUCUUUAUUUGAAAAAGGCAAUGGUUUCUGUAUAAAAAGACAUUGUUUUAUUACCUUUUUUAUCAGAGAUUUUAAAUUUAGCAAAAAUGAAGCUAUUCAGACUGCAACUGAUUGACAUGACCGUGUAUGCCACUAGAGCUGGGGGAAAUAUUUUGUACUUCAUCUGCUCUUUAAUUAACUGCAGGUCAAGGAAAACUAACCUAAACUAAAUGUAAAUUCUUUGAAACUGACUGCAGACAGCUUAAAAGUUUCACUGUAUGUUCAGUAUCCUGUGGCAAGAGGCUUUUCCAACUUGGUGCAAGACCAUCAAAGGAGGAUGUGGAAAAUAGGAAUGCCCUACACAUGUUGAUUAUAUUGUGCACUAGCAUGAUGUUAUUUCCUGUCUUUUGAUUGAGAGACUGCUUUAUUUAUUUCGAUCUGCUGUAAUCAAUAAGUCCUUGUAAACUGCAGCACGAGCUGAUGGCGUAUGCUGUCAUUGGGAUUCUGAACCACCCGAGAGUGCUGUUUAGGAGCAGCUUCCUAACGAGAUGAAACCAUUUCGUACAAAGCUUCCUCCUGCCUGUGGAAAGCUGGAGCAUACUUUUUGUCAUGUCACACAGAACUGGAAAGGCGUAAACCAUCCAUACAGACAGACUAUAUUGAAAAGGGCACAUGCAUUUAUUUUAUACAUUUUAUAUUAAAAAGUCAAUAGGCAAGGCAAAUGUUUUAGCUUUAUGGUAGAUCACUGAGAAACCUUUUCUGAAAAACGAACUGGUGUUUUUGCUAUUGGUAAUUCAGCCUGGAACUGGCAUGGACUGUGGAAGGGAACUGUUUAUACUUAAAGCUCUAGUAUAUUUUAGAAAGACGUAGGGACUUUCCAUCAAAGAAAGCAGAUCUUUUUAUGUUUUAUUAAGACGUUUCUGUUAAACAGGACAUUAGCAUUCUUAUACAUUAUUGCUAGAUCCAAAGGAAGGCAGCAGGCUCUGUCCUGAGAGACACCAUCUUCACAAAAGGGAAUAGUGAAGUUUAUCAAUACUUUUUUCCUUCACUUAAAUUUUUUUUUUUUUUCCAUUUUUUCCAUGUCUUGCACAGGGUUUUAACACAGCUGCUCUGAUUAGCCAUCCUGUAGAAAACAGUGGUCCAGUCCUAAAAGUUCUUAGCUAAGUGACUAUUCCCUAGUGAGUUAAUUAAAGCAUCGCCUGGGUAGGAGCUGUAGGCCUGCAGAGUGUGACACUUAUCUUAGCCCCUGUACAGGUUGGUGCAGUGGAAUUUACUACCACAGAUGGCACAUUCGUUAGGGGUUCACAAAGAAAUUGCUUUUUUUCACUGAAUGAUGGACUUAAUUCUCAGACAAGAAUCCUUGCAAACGUUGACUCUAAAUGAAAUUACAGUAUUGUAGCUUGCACAGGAAAGAAAAACAAUGUGUUUGCCUUCAGCAUCAUUUUUAUGUUAACUGUAGAAAAUAUUUCAAGUUGUGUAGUGGGACACUUAGGUGCAUACUUAAACUAAAGACAGAAGUGCUAGGCCAGAUUUUGAACUAGUAGAGUCACCAGGAGCACACAAGGAAAUGUCUGUUUUACCUUGAAAUACAAUACUAUUUCAUAGUUCAAAAUAUUAUGUAGUAUAGAUGUUAUAGUACAGCCUAGUGAGGAAUCAAGUCAGCUUUUGCAUUCCUAUUAAUUAAGCAUUUUCAUUCCUGCUAGUGCAUGAAAAUGCUUCUGAAUGAGUUUUGAGAAGUCUCCAUGAUUUAAGCUGUGAAAAUAUACUACAGACUUCCGGGCAAGAAUGAAGCAUAUCCUUUCUUCCAACAUUUGUCGCUGUACACCAUGAAGAAAUACAUUUGGAAAUAAUUUUUACAGUAACAAGCAUUCUACGAACCUGCAGUGGUUUGUAAUUUUGCUAGCUCCUGUUGUUAGGAAAGGUUGAAUCAAGUGCUUACCCGCUUUCACUGUUUGCACAGUGUGAGGGCAGAGUCUGGUGUUCAUUAGUAGCUGUCUGUCAAACCUGUUUCCUUUGUACACUGCAUAAUCACAGCCUGAUGAUUGACAACAGAGACAUGUUUCUAACCAGAUUUCCUACUCUGUGGCCUCUGUUUCCUCCCUGUUAAGCUUGAGGCAGGUUUGCUGAGAGUUGUUUUUCCCCCAGUUACCAAAAAAAGACCCACAAAAAAAACCAACAAACCACAACACACCAGAACUCUCCAGUUUCAGUAAAACUGAGCAGCCACUGUCCCUUUGACAUGCAGAGGUGCUGAGCAGCUCCCCUCCGCCCCUCCAGAACUGCUCACCUCUGAGCAGUUGGCACCUACCCAGCUACUGCCUAAACUCCUUUGAGACUAGAUAAUAUGAUACCCAGAAACCACUGGUGUAAUAUGUUUUUAUGGUACAAACUAAAGGGCCAGGCUGCUGUCAGAUUGUGUUUGCAUAUGUUUUGCUUUUAAAACAGAGCUAUUUUAUGUAAUAGCCCGAAGGCUACUACAUUUGCAUGAGAACGUGAAGAUAUGUGUUCGCUUUCUUAGCCUGCAAGGAUUCAAUCCACAUCUCUCACCACCUGAUUAGCAGUGGAUUGAAGGACAUCUUGGAGCUAAUCUCUGAUCUCUAAGUAUUUAUGCAUUUUGUAUUGUAUACUAAUUGGCUAAAAAUCUCAGAAAUGAUCCAGGUAGGUAAAUUCAAACCCUCAUAGUCACCGAGUGAUCUGAAGCUAGCUGGAGAGACAUAGACCUCUCUACUGUUUUUCUUCUCCAUGAUUCACAGUUCUCCCACUUUUCAUAGAAUAUGCAGGAGAUGAUAAUUUUUGUGCUUCCUUCUCCGUAAAGUACUCCCGUUUUCAGGGUCGUCUGCUAGAUGAGAUAGGCUUGAAUUCCCUUAAGCUGAGGAAGGACUCCCGUUUCAUGUGUAUGUUUGUUCUCAAAUCUAGGUGAUUAUUUAGGAGAAGAGUAUCGGGACCAGCUCUUACAGCUCUUUUUCUGGGAUGAACCUCAUGCAGAUCCUCAGAAAACGUACACAGGUUCCUGCACACUGAGUUCUGGGUAGAUUCCAGCCUCCAGCUCCUGGAUGGGUAAUUCAGGAUACAUUUAGUACAUGUCGGUGCACCUGGGCAAGUUUUCUUCUGUGGAAAGCUUUUCCAGACAGGCUUUGUAUUUGGGGUUGCCAGUCUGAGGUGAGAGACUCCACAUGCUUUACUGGGAGGCCAAGCAGGGAAUUUGGAUUCUCAGGGCAAUGCCUUGCUGAAGAGGCAUUGCAGUGCCUAACAUGGAAAUGCCUAAAGCCUUCAUUGCAUCUAAAACUAAACCCUUGCUUGAAUAAAGAAACAAGGCUUCUUAGCAAAGACUAAUAACAGAUGUAAAUUUGCUAUUUCCAUCUAUUGACUGGUUCUGUAAAAAGAAAUCUGAAUUGCAGCAAAGGCAUUUGUACAAAUUCUGUUUACACUUGGAAACUGAAUCAAAGGAAAAUUUGGCAAAAGAAAUAACCCUAUUUGAUCAAAACAGGCACUGUUAAGCAACAUGGGAAGGAUGCUAAUCAUCCCCUAUUAGUGAAUAAAAUCGUGCAUAGCUGAUGUAAAUUUUGUCCACCAAAAUAGUGUAAAUAAAACCUGCUAAAAUUUAAAGUGGUGAAAGAAUAAAUGAUUCACAUGAAAACUGUAACUCUCCUGUGCUGAUUGAUUGGUUCUCAGAGUGUUGUAUGCUGCAUAUCAUUAUUCAUGAGUGGCCUGUUGCUUUUCCUGCUUUGCGGUAUCCAUUCCAUUGACCGCUCCAUAGAUGUGUUACCCUUCACUAUCACAAAGCUUAACAGUGGUACUGGGGUGAUUUGCUUUGUGUCUGGACUGACAUGUAGUGCUUUCUACUUGAACAAACUCAGAAGAUUUAGACAGAAUAGUAUCCCAGUGGCACUGCUUCUGGGAAACUUCAGAAAGCACAUGAAGGGGAACUGGUAGCACCAUUCAGCAGUUGUAGGAACAAGCAUUUCAUUAAUUUCUUUUUUUUGUCUGCUACUAUUGUAUGCACCAGAUUCGCACUGGAUUUAAGAGAACAUCUUUGUGUAGCUGUUACCAGUAUGAGCCCGAGUACUAUUGUAGCAAAGUAUAUUUUUAUUUAAGUAUAUUGACUGCCUCAGCUCCUACUCUGAGGUAAUUUAAGUUUAUAAUAGAUCUACACAUUUAGUAGAUUACUGGAACUAUUCUGACUUUAGCGUUACUGCUACUAAUAGCAGAGAUUAAUGCACAAGGUCAGUAAAAUUGUACGCUCAGAAUCUAGAAUCACAGACUUUUCCUUCAUUUUGACCUACUGAAUGCUGUAGUAAGAUCUGCUGGAAUGAACCCAUUGGUGUUAGGAAUCAGCAGGCUGUUCUGGAGCCUCUCUGACUUUUAGAAAUUACUCCAUGGGAAGAAAUAGGAGUGUGGGGCAGAGGGAUAGAAGAGAGGAGUUAGAAGUCAAAAAUACCUACUUAGUAUCCAGUUGAAACAAAAAAAUAGUGGGGGAGGGAAACCAGAGUUGGUACUUGAGCCAGUGAUAACUACAGGACCAAUUUUUUUCAAAUAUUUCUCAAGCAGCCCGAGUUUUUACCAGUUAUGUUGUUAGUCUUAUCAUUUUGUACCUGCAAUGCAUCUCAAACAACCACGGUGUUUAAUAAGCUACUUUUUGGACGGAUCUUGUGCUUUGCUUUUAAGUCUUAGUGGAUAAACCUUGGACAAAUUUGUGAAAUCAUGAAAUAACAAUGUCGAUGCCGUCACUUACAACAGAUUAACUAAUGCCAAUGCUUUAGACACUGUUCACAAUUCAGGUGAAUUAUAUGUGUAAGUGAUGUAUUAACAGUUUCAUUUUUGAAGUAUAUAUAAGUAAAGCUUUUUAUGUACUCCAAUUUAUGCUGUAUUGAAAUAAAUACAUACAAAAA